This is a messenger RNA of Meleagris gallopavo (turkey), 486 nucleotides long. It is a transcript of the gene POLR2L, whose product is annotated as RNA polymerase II, I and III subunit L. Gene Ontology annotation, biological process: transcription by RNA polymerase I; tRNA transcription by RNA polymerase III; transcription by RNA polymerase II. The record is from RefSeq and is a predicted model, not a curated record. Gene Ontology annotation, molecular function: DNA binding; zinc ion binding. NCBI's taxonomy places the organism in Eukaryota, Metazoa, Chordata, Aves, Galliformes, Phasianidae. Gene Ontology annotation, cellular component: RNA polymerase II, core complex; RNA polymerase III complex; RNA polymerase I complex.
CGGCGCGUGGGGCUACGCUCGGCGAGCUGCGGGCCCGGCGAACAUGAUCAUCCCGGUCAGGUGUUUCACGUGCGGCAAAAUCGUCGGAAACAAGUGGGAAGCUUAUCUCGGCCUCCUGCAGGCGGAGUAUACGGAAGGAGAUGCCCUGGAUGCCCUUGGUUUGAAGAGAUACUGCUGCCGCAGGAUGCUCCUAGCCCACGUGGAUCUGAUUGAGAAGCUUUUGAAUUAUGCACCUCUGGAGAAAUGAGAGUCUACUGCCCCAGUCACCAACUUCUUUCAAGGAAAUAAAUGAAGGAUGAAGUCCACUUCAGAAUUAGAGAUUAAAAAUGUAGAUUUUUCUCUUUAAUUCAGUGCACAGAGGUUGUUUUUAGGUUUUUUUUUUUUUGUGUAACUUUUAGAUGCUUCUGCCAGCAAAAAUAAAUGUGUGUUUUAUGAAAUAUAAUCAUCUGUACACAUAAAAUGUUGAACAUAAAAUGUUGAACUAGA